This is a messenger RNA of Lottia gigantea (owl limpet), 708 nucleotides long. RefSeq lists its product as hypothetical. The record is from RefSeq and is a predicted model, not a curated record. The transcript is spliced from 2 exons. NCBI's taxonomy places the organism in Eukaryota, Metazoa, Mollusca, Gastropoda, Lottiidae. The coding region runs from base 1 to 708 and encodes 235 amino acids.
AUGAAGGUUAAAGUCAAUAAAGUAGUCUUCAAAGAAACCGGUAAGGCCGUCAAACAUAUUUCAUUAUUCAAUGAUGGUAAUUUGGAAGAGAAUAUACGUUUGAUUGAUAAAAGGGAUCAGGAAAUUGAAACGAAAAAUGAUGAAGAUUUACAGAAAAAAUGGAAAAGACAGAAAGAAAUAAAGAGUAAUUAUUUACAACAUAUUAAUUUCACGUGUUCCUACCAACACGAAUCCUCUAGUUUGGCUGCAUGGGGAAAUUCUUCCAAUCUUCCCGCGAAUUUGAGAAAGAUUGCCGACGUAGAUAUCGCUAAAUACACCCAAGACAAUUGGGAGGAAUUGAGACAAGAAUGGGAACCUUACGCCAAGAGAGACACUCUCUGUUUGGGAGCUUGUUUGAUAAAAUACAACCAAGUCAUGAAAGAAGUUGUAAACCAGAAUAUGUCCAAUAAUCUAACGGCUCCAUCUUUAUCUUUAAAGGGUUGGUAUUAUUUAUAUCAUUACGAUAAAGAAAUGGUUGAAGAAGAAUGGUAUGAAACUACUAGAAUGGUUGCGAAACAUACCGAAAAAGAAAAUAUAGAAAAAGUUUAUUCGCACACUAAUCCUUUUCUAAGAAGUUUUAUCAGACGAUCUAUUAAAGGAGGAAGAGUUUCGGCAAAUAGAAAAUCAUUUGAAACGAACAAAAUGGAUGAAAUUUGUAACGUAUUAUAG